AUGGUGGGGCCACCGAAAGGCCCAAACAAGAGGAAAUAUGUUACUACUGCCUGCGACACCUGUCGAGAGGGCAAGGUGAAGUGUGAUGGAGUUCGUCCCUCUUGCUCCAAUUGUCUUCAUAAAAUGAGGCCGUGCAAUUAUCAGAUUGGCACUGACAAGAGAAAAAUAUCUCUCAAAUUGGUCGUCGAUUUACUUGUCAAUCGAAUCGAUAACCUUUACCAAUUUAUAAGUGAUAAUGACCUCGCACCUCCGCCCAUGUUUGGUGCCGAUGAAGCGGCUUUAAAAGAUACUCUGCAAAAUCUACAGCUUCACGAGAUCCAGAGGGCCUUGGAGGAUAUUGCCACAAGAGACAGAAGACCAUCUAGUCAAAGCCAACAAGACCCCAUGAGAAACAUUUUUCCAAGUGAAGCCCUCGAUCUGGAAUAUACAGAAAUCAAAAACCUGGAUUCUGUUACGAAUAUGCUGACUGAACCUUUUCUGCUCGUGGAGGGUGAAGAUUCUCCUUCUGAUAGUCUCUCUUCAGCUCCCGUACCCUCUGGUGAACUACUCACACAAGAUACCAUUGAAGAGACAGUUCUUUCACAUGAUUUCAUUGAUUAUACAAGCAUACCUGAGAAUCAGGGAGUGAUCCCCACGAAUCUGCCCGUUGAAGUCAACGAUAGUCCUGGCCAUGUCCAACAUGUCUCACCGGAAAUCACUGCUCGAACAAACAUGAAUGAAAAGCCCAUCGAUCUUUCUAAGCCGGAGCUCCAGCAUAAUGAUGGCUUGGAAGAUCUUGUCCAUAAGUUAUCCGAUCGUAUGGGAAGUCUCCAAAUUGGCUCAGACGGGCAGUUUAGGUACUAUGGACCCACGUCCCACUUCAACCUGCUACGGAUGCCCACGCCUGAUAAUAUGACCAUUCACCGAACUGUGAGAAAGGAUGGAAGAGAUUAUCUCAUUCGUAUGGGAAUUGAUCAGGAAGUACCCCGAGAUAUGGAGGAACAUCUGACGAAUCUCUUUUUCACAUGGCACGGGCCAUCCGUUGAUGUUGUGGAUCGAAACAUGUAUGAGGUGGCGAAGCAGCAAUGGCAAGAGCACAUAGAAGACACGCCUUACUAUUCAGAGGCCCUGACAAGUGCAAUGUGUUGUCUUGGCGCUGCUUUUGAGGCUCGAUACCAUCCCACUUUCAUCACAUACCCUAAAUCCCUUUCAGACUUUUUCGCCGAUCGAGCGAAGACAAUCCUUGAGAUCGAGCUUGAUUCUCCUACCGUGGCAACCGUGCAGGCAAUGGUUGUUCUUAGUGGGCAUGAUAUUGGUUGCCGCCGGGAUGCCAGGGGCUGGCUCUAUAGCGGCAUGGCAAUGCGUCUUGCAUUCGAUCUAGGGUUGCAUCUGGAUAUGACACCUUACGUCGCGAAUGGAUCAAUCAGUCAAGCAGAAGCAGACCUGCGGAGCAUGGUAUUCUGGGGAGCCUAUACUUUGGACCAUCAUUGGGGAUAUCUUCUUGGCCGCCCAUUCCGAACCAAUCUGGAAGAUGUUACUGUUCAAAAGCCCGGUCUUAACGCUAAGCGGAUCGAAGCUCAGCGGUGGUGUCCUUACGGCUUACCUUAUGCUACUUCAUUCCCUGCAGGUCUAUCGAUCCCCCUGUUUGCUUCUUUAUUGAGCCUACAUAGAGUCAUACUUUCCGAGAUAAUGACACCUCUCAGUCAUGUUCUAUAUGGAUCGUCUCGGACUUCCAAAGAAGAGCUCCAAAGACUGAAUGUAGAGGUAACAGACAAGCUUCUUUAUUGGAAAGAGAACCUACCAGUCCCCCUCAAAUUUACCAUCGACGACUACAAGAUUCCUCCUCUACCUCAUGUACUACUUCUUCAUAUGCACUACCACCAAGCCAUAAUCCAUGCCCAUCGUCCUUGGAUGUCAAAAAGUUCAAUCCAACCACAACCCCAACAAGGCCCGGGCCACGCCCAUGCAAGACUGAUGUGUAUCGAAUCCGCCACAUCCAUCGCACAGCUUCUCCGAAUAUACGAGAAAUACUACACCUUCCAACGAAUAAACGUCCAAGCCGUUACGAUUACCUGCUCAGCGGCUCUGAUGCUCAUCUUCGCAAAGGCUAUCCAUAACAGUGUCCAAGAUGAUCAAGCUACAUUGAGCAAUCUCAAUAUCUGUUUUCGAGCAUUGGAGGAAUUCGGUUCCUCGUGGGAAAGUGCAAAACGCGCGCAGGGUUUUCUUCUUCAUAUGCAGAGACUCUGGGAUACAAGGGUUCGGCUUUAUAAUAGCAGUAAGCGCUUGGGAUCUCAAUCACAGGACAUCUCCCAUCCAGAAACACCGGCCUCAAAGCGAUCGCGCAAUUCCUUUACUCACUUGGCCGGAGGAAAUAAUGGUCAUAUUUAUGGAAAUACCGGCGUUCAUAUUACAGAGUCAGAUUGUGAAGGGCUUGAUUUUUUAUGGGCUGCCACUAUGGGUACUAUGCCUCCAACUUGA
This is a messenger RNA of Penicillium malachiteum, 2457 nucleotides long. RefSeq names its product transcription factor domain-containing protein. Gene Ontology annotation, biological process: DNA-templated transcription; regulation of DNA-templated transcription. Lineage: Eukaryota; Fungi; Ascomycota; Eurotiomycetes; Eurotiales; Aspergillaceae. The coding region runs from base 1 to 2457 and encodes 818 amino acids. The record is from RefSeq and is a predicted model, not a curated record. The transcript is spliced from 8 exons. Gene Ontology annotation, molecular function: DNA-binding transcription factor activity, RNA polymerase II-specific; DNA binding; zinc ion binding.